Molecule: messenger RNA, 1011 nt
Organism: Penicillium malachiteum
Lineage: Eukaryota; Fungi; Ascomycota; Eurotiomycetes; Eurotiales; Aspergillaceae
Gene: ksrA
Product: 3-dehydrosphinganine reductase
Exons: 3
Coding region: 1-1011 (336 amino acids)
Biological process (GO): sphingolipid biosynthetic process
Cellular component (GO): endoplasmic reticulum membrane
Molecular function (GO): 3-dehydrosphinganine reductase activity
Source: RefSeq, a predicted model, not a curated record
AUGUUCGGUUUCAACCGCAAGAACGAAUUCCAGGUGGAGGGCCGUACCGUGGUCAUUACUGGUGGCUCUGAUGGCAUGGGCCGUGCUGUUGCAGGCCAGCUGGCCGGGAAAGGUGCACACGUCGUCGUAGUUGCUCGCACUGCCUCCAAGCUCGAGGCUACUGUUGAAGAACUCCGAUCCAAAGCCCUGAACACGCUCAAGCAGCGCUUUCUGUACAUCUGUGCGGAUCUCACUGAUGCCAACGAGUGUGAUCGUGUGAUCUCUGAGGUCACAGCCUGGAAUGAUGGCUCUGCUCCCGAUGUUGUCUGGUGCUGUGCUGGCUUCUGCCACCCCGGUUUCUUCGUUGAUGUGUCAAUCGCCACUCAAAGGCAACAGAUGGACACAGUCUACUGGACUGCCGCCAACAUGGCUCAUGCCACUCUCCGCAACUGGCUGGCACCCGUUCCCCCCAGUGGUCAGAUGCGCAAUCCUCGUCGACACCUCAUCUUUACUUGCUCUACUCUUGCUUUUGUUCCCAUCGCUGGUUACGGGCCUUACUCGCCUGCCAAGGCGGCCAUUCGCUCCCUGUCUGACACUCUCAGCCAGGAGAUUGAAAUGUACAACGGUGCAUACACUCAGCGCCACCGCAACACGGCUCCAGCUGCCGAUGUCAAGAUUCACACUGUCUUCCCCAUGGGCAUCCUGAGCCCUGGUUUCGACAACGAGCAGAAAAUCAAGCCAGAGCUGACCAAGAUGCUCGAAGAGUCCGACAAGCCCCAGACUCCCGAAGAGGUUUCACAGAUUGCCAUUCAAGCUUUGGAACGUGGUGAAUAUCUCAUCACAACAAUGUUUGUCGGUAAUGUCAUGAAGGGUACAGCACUUGGACCCAGCCCUCGCAACAACAUUGUCGGUGAUACUUUCAUGAGCUGGCUCAGCAACUUGGUAUUCCUUCAGGUCAUUCCCGAUCUGCGCAGCAAGGCAUUCAACUGGGGCAAAACCAAUGGCCUCCCUCAGCCAAAUUGUGAAGAGUAG